UGGUAUGACUCCGCUGAUGCAUGCGGCCUGUAAGGGCCAGGCGGAGAUAUGUCGACUGCUGCUGCAGCUUGGCGCUGAUGUCAACUUCAACAAGCACGAAUGCGGCUAUACCGCCCUGAUGUUCGCCGGCCUCUCAGGUAACGCUGAGAUUACAGGGAUGAUAUUGGAUGCUGGCGCGGAGACCGAUCAGGUGAACUCGGUGGGACGCACGGCAGCUCAGAUGGCUGCUUUUGUGGGCCAGCAUGACUGUGUGACCAUGAUAAAUAACUUCUUCUCGGGGAUGAAGCUGGACUACUACACGAGACCGCAGGGGCUGGAGCGAGAGCCCAAACUGCCCCCCAAACUGGCCGCCCCCCUGCACAAGAUAAUCAUGACCACCAACCUAAACCCCGUCAAGAUGGUGAUGUUGGUGAAAGAGAGCCCCCUGCUGGUGGAUGUGUGGGCGCUGGAGAAGUGCUACCGCGUGAUGGACCUGCUGUGUGAGCAGUGUGUGAAACAGCAGGACAUGAACGAGGUGCUGGCCAUGAAGAUGCACUACAUCAGCUGCGUCCUGCAGAAGUGCCUGGCCUUCCUGCGCCAGCGAGACGACAAGCUCGACGCCCUGCUGCGGAGCCUGCUGAAAGGGCGGGACGGGGACGGCUUUCCUCAGUAUCAGGAGAGAUUUAUCCGUGACUGCAUCCGGAAAUUUCCAUAUUGCGAGGCCACGCUUCUGCAACAGCUUGUGCACAGCAUUGCUCCAGUGGAGAUUGGCAACGACCCCACGGCGUUCUCAGUUCUGACCCAGGCGCUGACGGGCCAGAUGGUUCUGUUGGACUCCGAGUUCUGUGCCACGUGUGGAGAGAGAGGCGCUGAGAAGAGGUGCUCCUUCUGCAGAAUGGUGGUGUAUUGUGACCAGACCUGCCAGAGACUGCACUGGUUCACCCAUAAGAAGAUCUGUAAGGCCCUGAGGCAGCGGAGCAGCCCAGCAGACUCGCCCCGCCUACGAGAACUCCCCGACAAUGAGGAUGAAGGCUGUGUGACGGAGAAGAGCCCUGUGAUGGAGGGGAGUCCUGUGGUGGAGGAGAGCCUUGUGACGGAGGAAAGCCCUGUGGCGGAGGAGAGCGUCUGCUCCCUGAAGGAGCUCCACCUGGGCCCUGAGCAAGGCCACUCCUCCACCUCCAUCCGCAACGUCAACGCUGAUGCUGACGACAACGACGACGAGCAGCCCAUUAUGUGCCCAGCCUUCCCCGCUGACUUCCACUUCUGAGGGCGCGUCACACACACACACACACACACACACACACACACACACACACACACACACACACACUUCUGGAGUGGCCAGAUAACAUCUCCUCCUGUUGUGUAGGAGGGGAGGUCUUGGUUCCGCUGUAAGGGUCUUUUUCUGGCCAGUUCAUGCACCAUUACACCGGAACAAUGUGCCUUGCCCAUAAGUACUGGAUACUGUUCUUAUGAAUUAGCUGGAGGUAGAAACCACAUCUGUGUACAGAACAGGGUGGAGGUGGCGGAGCUGUUUCCAAUAAAUAUGGUAAAUACAUGAAUACAUACAUUUAUAAAUAUGAGCUAUACCACAGUCAUAUAUAUAGUUAUAAAUAGAGAUAUACUACAGUAUUAUACAGCUCAGCUAUAAAUAUGAAAUGUCAUUUCCUUGCAGGGACCAAUCUGUCUGUUUUUAUGUCUUGUCUUUAAAUCUGUUCAUUGUUGUUGUUUGAUGUGUAUGUAAACAAUGUAUUAGUUUAUAAGCAGAAAGUGUUAAUGUUAAUUUUUCACCAUAAAUGAAGAUGACAUGAGUGAACCAACAUGUACAAGCAACCAUGGUGACAUCACAGAUAACCUUUUAUUUGUAUUAAAGUAACCAUGGUAACCUUU
Alosa alosa (allis shad) is the source of this 1869-nucleotide messenger RNA. RefSeq names its product ankyrin repeat and MYND domain-containing protein 2-like. Lineage: Eukaryota; Metazoa; Chordata; Actinopteri; Clupeiformes; Clupeidae. Gene Ontology annotation, biological process: regulation of smoothened signaling pathway. Gene Ontology annotation, molecular function: protein binding. Bases 5 to 1246 code for a protein of 413 amino acids. The record is from RefSeq and is a predicted model, not a curated record. The transcript is spliced from 8 exons.